This is a messenger RNA of Paramormyrops kingsleyae, 2852 nucleotides long. Lineage: Eukaryota; Metazoa; Chordata; Actinopteri; Osteoglossiformes; Mormyridae. The record is from RefSeq and is a predicted model, not a curated record.
UUCCUUUAGACUGAAUGUAGCUGAUUACUGGGUGAAAUACGAAAAAUUAAUUCCAGUAUAUAGUUGAAGCGGACGCAAAGUAUUUCCCAUUUGUUUAACGCUAGUUUAAUUGAAGUGGACUAACGAGUGAAUUUAGUAGGUGUAUUUAUUAACCUAUUAUAAGUGAUCGUGAGAAACGAAGAUUGAAGGGACACGCUCUGGCGCAGCCCUGAGACGCACCACCUGCUUUCCUCCUGAUUUCGGUUCUUUUAAAGCCUGAAAGACAAACUGCUCCCAAAUGGCUUCCCUUGGCUCCCUCACCUCCACGCCCGAGGUCUUUCAUCUGGAGACCAAGUACAUCGUGCUCAGCUACCUGGGUCUGCCCUCGCCCAGCAUGCCAGGGGGGGCAUGCGCCUCUGAACUCCCAGCAGAGGCCCGGUCCGUCCCGGAGGACAGGGAGGAUGAGCGCUGCCGGAUCACGGAGGAGGUGCGAGAGGAGCUGCAGCGGAUGGAGGGCAGUGUCUCCACGUGGUUCAGCUCAACAGAUCCCCGGUGCUCUGUGGGGAAGAGCCUCGCCUCGCUGGGCUUGCACGUGGCCCAUGAGCUGCAGGAGCAUCUGGGUCGUGCCCUGCAAACCCUCCUCAGUGCACCCCUGGAUUAUGAGCUCUACAAAGCUGCUGUACAGGAUGUGUCCACUCACGCAGAAGGGGGCUGGACCAAGGUCCUAGUGCCCUUGGUUUUGCUGCACGCCCUCCAUGAGGAGAACCAGCCCUUGGAAACACUGGUCCCUUUGGGAGUGCACUACUUAGAAGAGGCUGAGGCUGAUUACAUCAUUCGGCAGGGUGGCUGGGGCUCUGUGAUCAAGGGGGACCCAUGUGACGCCAUCGCUGAAGACUGUGACGAUAUUUGCAUCCUGUCCAUGGAGCAGCAGCCCGACCGACCCAGCCCCCCCGCGUCACCCUCAGGCACUGAGCGAGGAGAGCCCUGCUCCUGGCAGACAGGCAGCCCCCCCAUUUCUCUGGUAGUCACUGAGUCCUGGUCCCAGGUGGACGUCAUGGACCCCGAGGACAUCAAGAGUCUGGAUGGCAAUGAAGGUGCGGUGCUGGCUGAGGAGCACAGCGAGAACAAUUCCUCUAACUCUGACAUCGUCCACGUGGAGAGGGAGGAGGCGGAGCUGCUGGAGUCUGGGGCUGAGGGAGAGGAAGAGGAGGCUGAAGAGGAAGAGGAGGAGGAAGGAGCAGGGGCUGAAACCGUGCUCCCAGAACUCCAGGAGAGUCUACUGAGUGUGCUGGGCGGUGAGAGUGAACUGAUGGAGCUGAAGGUGGAGCUUAGCAGCCCCGCCCCCUCAUUUGGCCACACCCCCUCAUUUGACCCCACCCCCUCAGUUGGCCACACCCCCACAGUUAAUCCCCCGCCUUUGCCCCUUGAGGCUACUGAGACCCAGGAGCCUUUGGCGUCUGAGCAGACCAACCCCAUCCCAGCAGAUGCCAUUCUUGUGUCCCACAUGGAGUCGUCCACGCCCGACGCUCCUGUGACAGCUGUCCCCACUGAGCCCCCACCCCCAGCUCAGGAUCUUCCCCCUCUUCUUAUGGAGGCAGACCUGGUGCCGGAACCAGAAUCUGAGCUGCCGGGGGAAAGCUUACAGCACCCAAUCCUGUCAGCAGAGGUCCAGCUGCAGCCUACAGCUACAGCACCCCCCAAAGCGUCUGCGCAGGAAUCCUGCAAAGCCCCCCCUGGGGAAUCCCCACUGCAGCUGAAGCCUGCAGCCACGACCCCCCCUAAAGCGUCUGCGCAAGAAUCCAUCAAAGCCCCCCCUGGGGAGGCCCCACUGCACCCACAGUCUGCAGCCACGACCCCCCCCAAAGCGUCUGCGCAAGAAUCCAUCAAAGCCCCCCCUGGGGAGGCCCCACUGCAGCGGAAGCCUGCAGCCACGACCCCCCCCAAAGCGUCUGUGCAGGAAUCCUGGAAAGCCCCCCCUGGGGAAUCCCCACUGCAGACACAAUCUGCAGCCACGACCCCCCCCAAAGCGUCUGCGCAGGAAUCCUGCAAAGCCCCCCCUGGGGAGGCUUCACUGCAGCCGAAGCCUGCAGCCACGACCCCCCGCAAAGCGUCUGCGCAGGCUGCACAGGAAUCCUGCAAAGUCCCCCCUGGGGAGGCCCCACUGCAGCCGCAGCCUGCAGCCACGACCCCCCCCAAAACGUCUGCGCAGGAAUCCUGCAAAGUCCCCCCUGGGGAGGCCCCACUAAACCUAGAGCCCCAGCCCCCAGAGUCGUCCUCUCCUUCUGAGCUGUCGGUGUUGCUGUACGGUGGCGCCGCCCUGGUGGCCAUUGCUGCUGUACUGGCAUAUGGAGCCUUUCUCUACAGGAGGAAGUAGCAGAGAUCCUUCUCCGCUGUUGCUCUGGUUAUCCAGGAUACUGCGGACACUGGGGGCCCUGGGCUGCUGGCACACUCGCACUCGCACACUCGCACUCGCACACUCGCACACGCACACUUUCGUCUUUGUUUUUUCCCCCCAUACAUCUGUCACGUGUUCUGCCCUGUCUGCUGCGGUGGCGUUUUGGGCUUUUUGCUCUCUGUUCUCAUCUGCUGCCCCAGCUCCAUUCUCAGCAGCUCGCGAAUUUUUCCCGUAAGGUCCCAGUUUGCUCCUGCACUGUGGAGAACCGCUCACCUUGUGCGAUGUUCAUGUUGCAUAGAGCCACCCUGGUAAAUCUCAGACAAAUAUUUACCAACAUAGGGGGGUAACCUGGUUUAGAUCAUGUGUAGUUGACUGGAACAUGUUAAAAAUACAAAUGCCAUACAGCUCAGAGUAACACACACACACACACACUCACUCUCACACACUCACUCACACACUCACUCACACACUCACUCGC